Molecule: messenger RNA, 471 nt
Organism: Eimeria mitis
Lineage: Eukaryota; Apicomplexa; Conoidasida; Eucoccidiorida; Eimeriidae
Source: RefSeq, a predicted model, not a curated record
AUGAAGCGAGAACCUCUGGGAGUUAUUGGCUCUAUCAUGAGGCGGUGGCCAGCUCGCCUCUCCCUCUCGCUUGCGCUUUCGUUGGUGUUUUCCUGCAUUUCCUCUCGAUCAGCAGCUGCAGCAGCCAACAACGUUUCACUUCUAGAUGCAAAUAACCCUUAUGCAUCUCUCGGUGCACCUACAGAGACCAGCCACAACGCCCUGGGUGAUGGUUCUCUCUCUUACCGCACGGAGUCGCUAGAAGAUGACUACAUUCCUCUCGCGCAUCCUCCCCCUCAUGGUGUUCAUGCGAAUGAGCCUUCUCUGCAGCAGCUGCAGCAGCUUCAGCAGCUGCAGCAGCCCCUCAUGGUGUUCAUGCGAAUGAGCCUUCUCUGCAGCAGCUGCAGCAGCUUCAGCAGCUGCAGCAGCAACAACAGCAGCAGCAGCAGCAACAGCAACAGCAGCAACCUGUACAUGUUGAGCGUCAUGUGA